AUGGCAGCAACUGCAGUUCAAAACGCGGAAGAGAAAGUUCUUUGCGAUAAGGCUUUUACGGAAGAGUUGGUUGAUAAGCUAAACGAGCUUAGGAAAGACAAUACUCUCUGCGAUGUGACGCUUCAAAUCGAGGGGCAAAACUUUUCUGCACACCGAUGUGUUCUCUCAGCUGCAAGCCAGUACUUCCGUUCACUUUUUACCAGUGGGUUUAAGGAAAACAAAGACUUCACUAUUGUGUUGCAAGACACUAAACCUGCGGUAUUAAGCGAAGCCCUUCGGUUCAUUUACACAGGUGAAGCACUGGUGAACGCCACUAACGCGCAAGACUUGGUCAAGAUAGCAGACUACUUUAUUAUUCCACGCUUGAAGACGAAGGUGUCGAAAUAUCUAGAAGAAUGCAUUGAUGUAACAAACUGCCUUGCACUGGAAUCAUUUGCAGAUCAGUUUGGCUGCGAGUCGUUAAAACAGGCAGCGUCUGAGUUUAAUCUUAAAAACUUUAUUUCUGUAGUUAAAUCAGAAGAUUUUAAGACAUUGAACAUUGAAAAAGUCAAACAACUGAUAUCACACGACGAAAUAAUUGUUUCCAAGGAAGAAGAUGUGUAUGAAGCAAUUGUUUCAUGGGUGAAGCACGAUACUCUGUCAAGGGAAUGUUUGUUUUCUGAGUUAUUAAAAUGCCUGAGAUUAUUCUCACUAUCAAAGUACAGUUUGCAGCAGAUACUGAAGGAAGAAUUGGUUCUAAAAAGCAGGACUUGCCUAAGUAUUUUACAUGAAGGAUUGAACUUUUUCUUUUCUCCAGACUGUUUCUUAAGCUUGUCUCUCAAGCCACGUGCGUGCUUAAGCAUGAUGGAACCUGUUAUAAUUCUUACAGGAGGACACACUGAAAGAAUUGGACUAGAUCAAAAGGUCAGAGUUAACACCCACUGCUAUUUAUUGUCCAAAAACAGUUGGGUCUCCCUACCCAAGAUGCCAUUUCCUCGUACACGUCAUGGGGCUGCAGUAUGUUGUGGGCAGUUGUAUGUAGUAGGUGGGAAGCCAGAACCACCAGCAUGCACCUUUAAUCCGAUAAAAAACAAGUGGACUGUUAUGGAGGGAGAAGCUGCAAUCCGACAGCACUGUUCUGUGACUGCACUUAAUGAAGAACUAUAUGUUAUAGGUGGUGACAAACAUUUGAAAAGGGUUGAUAAGUAUAAUCCAAGUCUUGAUGAAUGGAAGGCAGUCGCAUCAAUGAAAACUGCUCGUGCCUCUCACUGCGCAGUUGUUGUGGAAAACCUUAUCUAUGUCCUUGGUGGUUGUGGCUACAGUGGGUGCCUUAAAAAUGUUGAGUGCUUUAACUCAUCAGCUAAUCAUUGGGCUGACAGGCCAAAUAUGAUUGUUGCAAGGCAAUUUGCUGGUGCAGCUGUUUUAUGUGGAAAGAUUUUUGUUGCUGGAGGGUACAGUGACAAGGCAUGCAAAACCUUGGAGGCAACUUGUGAAAUGUUUGACCCUCUACAGGACCAGUGGAGCCUGGUGUCUAGUCCUGUUGUGCCUCGAGCAGCAUGUGCUAUGAUCAGUUUUGAUGAUUACUUGUACUUAUUUGGUGGAGAAGAUGCUGACUGGUCCAAACAUGACAGUGUUGAGUGUUAUGAUGUCAAAAACAACAAAUGGGAGCUAUGUGGUACCAUGCCAGGAAAGCUUGCCUGCGUUCAAGCUUCACUGCUGUUGUUGCCAAAAAAAUACAUAAAUGAUUUAGACACAUUUGAAACACAGUAA
Messenger RNA from Porites lobata, 1749 nucleotides. NCBI's taxonomy places the organism in Eukaryota, Metazoa, Cnidaria, Anthozoa, Scleractinia, Poritidae. The record is from the annotation of a GenBank genome assembly.